UCCCGGGCUCCCCGCAGCUGCCCGGACCUCCCCCUGCACGUCCCGGUCCCGCCGCCCGCCCCCGCUGCGGCCACCUCGCCCGUCUCCCGCCCCUCGAAGCCACAGAUCAUCUUCGGAUUCUUCCCCAGAAGCUUCAAGUAGGGAUAUGUCCUCAGCACCAACUACUCCUCCAUCAGUGGAUAAAGUAGACGGAUUUUCUCGGAAGUCCGUCAGAAAAGCCAGACAGAAGAGGUCGCAAAGUUCCUCACAGUUUAGGUCUCAAGGCAAGCCUAUUGAGUUAACACCUCUGCCGCUGCUAAAAGACGUUCCAUCCUCAGAGCAGCCUGAACUGUUCCUAAAGAAACUUCAGCAGUGCUGUGUCAUUUUUGACUUCAUGGACACGCUAUCUGAUCUUAAAAUGAAAGAAUACAAGCGCUCCACUCUUAAUGAACUGGUGGACUACAUUACAAUAAGCAGAGGCUGUUUGACAGAGCAGACUUACCCUGAAGUAGUUAGAAUGGUAUCUUGCAAUAUAUUCAGAACUCUCCCUCCUAGUGACAGCAAUGAAUUUGAUCCAGAAGAAGAUGAACCUACUCUUGAGGCAUCGUGGCCACACUUACAGCUUGUAUAUGAAUUUUUCAUACGAUUUUUGGAAAGCCAAGAAUUCCAACCCAGCAUUGCCAAAAAAUAUAUAGAUCAGAAAUUUGUAUUACAGCUUCUGGAGCUAUUUGACAGUGAAGACCCUCGGGAACGGGACUACUUAAAAACAGUCUUACACAGAAUUUAUGGCAAGUUUCUUGGUCUUAGAGCAUUUAUCCGAAAACAGAUUAACAAUAUUUUUCUAAGGUUUGUUUAUGAAACAGAACACUUCAAUGGUGUAGCUGAACUGCUGGAAAUAUUAGGAAGUAUUAUCAAUGGCUUUGCUUUACCUCUUAAGGCAGAACACAAACAGUUUUUGGUGAAAGUAUUGAUCCCCUUACACACUGUCAGGAGCUUAUCACUCUUCCAUGCACAGCUGGCAUAUUGUAUAGUACAGUUUCUGGAGAAAGAUCCUUCACUCACAGAACCAGUUAUUAGGGGGUUAAUGAAAUUUUGGCCUAAAACAUGUAGUCAAAAAGAGGUCAUGUUCCUUGGGGAACUGGAAGAAAUAUUGGAUGUGAUUGAACCUUCACAAUUUGUUAAAAUCCAAGAACCUUUGUUUAAACAAAUCGCCAAGUGUGUAUCUAGCCCCCAUUUUCAGGUGGCAGAAAGAGCACUCUAUUAUUGGAAUAAUGAAUACAUCAUGAGUUUGAUAGAAGAAAACUCUAACGUCAUCCUUCCCAUCAUGUUUUCCAGCCUUUAUAGGAUUUCAAAAGAACAUUGGAAUCCGGCUAUUGUAGCGUUGGUGUACAAUGUGUUGAAGGCAUUUAUGGAAAUGAACAGCACCAUGUUUGACGAGCUGACAGCCACAUACAAGUCAGAUCGUCAGCGUGAGAAAAAGAAAGAAAAGGAGCGUGAAGAAUUGUGGAAAAAAUUGGAGGACCUGGAGUUAAAGAGAGGUCUUAGACGUGAUGGAAUAAUUCCAACUUAACAAAAACAAUGACAACAACAUUACUAACCUGUGGAGUCACACAUUUAUGUAGUAGAAGAUGGAGCAACAGUUUUCUGUAUUGUGCAACUUUACAGUAGAUUUCACAUUUGUUUCAUUAUUACAACAGCACUGUAUAUACCUGUCUCUAAGUAAAGGAAAAAACAAAAUAAGGACUUCAAUCCAAAGUUUGGACAGUAGAUGGACUUCUCAGAACUUUGCAAACAUAAUCAUUGUUCUAACCCUCUUUUAAAAAAAAAAAAUCGGUCUUCAAAGAUCUGUUGAUGAAAUUGCUAUGUUAAAAUUCCAUUAUCGGGAGUUCCUUAUUUAUCACUAGCAGAGAGUAUGAUACAAUUUUCAAAUGUGAACAAUCUUAAAUUUAGCUUGUCUUUCUGCUAAGCUGUUAAAUGUAUUUAUAGUAAAGGAAGAAAAAAAGACUGUCAUUUCCUUAUAAGUUUGUAUAACAUCCUCCUCUGGAUAACUUGACUGUAAUUUGACAUCUUUUUCUUUUGCACAUCUUCCCGAGUUGAAUGUCCACGUGGAAUGGGGUCAUGAAUUAUAAAAGUCCCUGAUAAGAGUUUUGUUUACUGGGGUGAACAUCUUUCCAGUAACCAGGUAGUCCUGGUACUCCUUUAGUUUUAAAAUUAGGAGUUAAAAGAGAAGAGGUGAUAAACAUAGUAGGGAAGGGAAUAUUGUAUUCAUGCAUCAGUUUAUGGUGAAUCCAAAUCAAUGUCUUGAAUCCUUUGAAAACAGGCACUGGGACAUCACAGGCUUCAGUACCUGACCAGUAUUAGUUGCAUAUAUCAUUGAACACACAUACCAGAGAUGUUUUAGAAAUGUGAGAAAAACAUCCUUUUGGACCAUUUGAAAUAAGAAAAACACUAAACAAUACAACCAUGAAAUUGAUCGCCGGGAUUGCAAAUCUAAUUGGGAAAAGAGUUGAGCAAACAGCUUGGACUGUUUGGAGUUGUUGCCUUACUUUUUAAUAUGUAUUUAUAAAGUAUUCCAGCAAAAGAGGAUGUAGCCUCUGGGAAAAAACAAACAUGUUACAGUGUUUUUUGUAGAUUCUCGUUCUAUAUCUCAUCACAGCGCCAGCCCUGUUUUUAGCCAGAAAGGAUUCAGGAUAAACAUUAUUAUGCAUUCUGAAUUGGAUGCAUAUUCCUAACUACUGUAUUUGUUACCAAAAGUGGUUCUACAAAUGCUACUGAAAAAAAUCUGGAAAUUCCUAAUGUCCUGAGUAUUAAUAAUAAAGUUUAAAAAUGCUUUUAUAUCAAA
This is a messenger RNA of Symphalangus syndactylus (siamang), 2821 nucleotides long. RefSeq names its product protein phosphatase 2 regulatory subunit B'epsilon (gene PPP2R5E). Gene Ontology annotation, molecular function: protein phosphatase activator activity. Gene Ontology annotation, biological process: signal transduction; protein dephosphorylation. The record is from RefSeq and is a predicted model, not a curated record. Gene Ontology annotation, cellular component: nucleus; cytosol; protein phosphatase type 2A complex. Lineage: Eukaryota; Metazoa; Chordata; Mammalia; Primates; Hylobatidae.